Messenger RNA from Colletotrichum siamense, 1011 nucleotides. RefSeq lists its product as uncharacterized. Lineage: Eukaryota; Fungi; Ascomycota; Sordariomycetes; Glomerellales; Glomerellaceae. The record is from RefSeq and is a predicted model, not a curated record. The transcript has a single exon. The coding region runs from base 1 to 1011 and encodes 336 amino acids.
AUGAUUUCCGACCACGGACUUCCACUGACUCCUCCAACCACCAUCGGAUCCCUCCCGAAUGGCUCGGAAGACGCAUGGAUGCCCAGUUGCGAGCAACCAAGUGAUUUUGGACAUCCGGAGUCAUUCGCAUGCGACACCCUCCCAUCAUCACCGGAACAUGAGCCGAAGUCCACGGAGCCUGCGACUCAACGCCUGCUGGAGCUUCAGUCUCACCUCUUCGCCCGCCACAUGGCAAAGGCGCAAAAUAUGGACAGCCUGCCUGCUCUCAUCAACACUACAGUCCACUCGACCGAGACCCUCAUCGACAUCGUGGAGGGCCUCCCGCAGCUCCGACCCAGUGUGGAGGGCCGGCGCUCCGCUUCGCCACUCUCGUCUUGGGGUGCCGGAUCUGACCCUGCCGGCUUCAACGCGCCCGCUGCCACGUACGCGGCGCCGGACCCUCAGCUUCAGCAAAAUCCGAGCCACGCAAUUACAAUUUCUCUUUUCAUCACCUGCUAUCUUGUUCUUUUGGACUCUUACGACGAGCUGCUCUCAGCUCUGCGAGCACGUUUGCAGUGCUCCCGGCAAAGCCAGGGCCCGAGUCCCGCCAGCGACAUGGGCCUGGCACAGCCAUUCUUCAACAGCACACCAGGGGGAAACCUCAACAAGUUCAACCUUGUCAGCUCUUUCGACUUGGAUGUCAACUCUGUUGUUUUCCUCUUGUCACGAAUGAUGAAGCGGUUACACAAGUCCACGGAGAGCCGCUUCGUGGCCGUUUCGAUGGAGAACCCUGCCAUCAACCACAUGAAGGGACAGAAUCAAGGUGGAUACCCGGUUAGGCAUGGGUCAAUUAGCUAUGAAUUCCAGGAUGGGGCCAGCCAGGAUACAGAUGCAUUUUCGGAGCCGUCUCCGGGAGGUUCAUUCUCCCCGAUGAUGAUGAUGGGGAACUACGCUCUGAGGGAAGUGAGCCAGAGACACCAAAGCGUGAUGGAGUCGUUGCGCGUCAUUAGAUGGCUGGCUGAUGAAUUAUGA